AGAAUGGUUGUGAAUUCUUAUUAAAAAUUUAUAAAUUGAGUGAUAGACAAGUGAACAAUAAUAUAAAAGAAUUUAUAACGACAUGAGUAAUUUGGACAAGGAUGACGAUGAUAAAGAGAAGAAGAACAAGGAAAAGGCUAAGAAACAAAAAAGUUCAUCAGACUUUAAAUUGUUGUUAAUUGCUGUGUUCUUCUGGGUGUUCACUCCGAAAAGAUAAAUUCAAUGGUAGUUCUUAUGUAGACAUUAAUUGAUCCAACAUAGAAAUCCCAUAUAAUUUUCUUAGUCAAUGUGAUAUUUUUUGAGAAAGAAAAAACAUUUUUUAUGUUGUCCACAGAAAUUUAAUUCUUUAUUGAUUGUUAUUUGAGAAUAUAUUGAGUGUUAUUAAGUGUUAAAAAAGAAAGUAUAAAAGUAAAUAAACACACCACGAUGGGGUCUUAUCAUUCAACAUCGUCUCACACGUCUGCCGACGGUUCCCGUGAUAAUCUUGACUCAACUUCCCCCAGACCAAGAAGACCUAAAAAAAUCAUUGACAAAUUUCGUAGUCGACAGUCUUCGAGAUCAGAAUUAAGUGUUCAACAACAGACAAUUGCCGUUGAUCCAAAAAAUAUUGAAGAUGCGCAGACUCUUGAAAUCCAAAACAAGGAUUAUAAUUUAUCAGCUGAUGUUGAACAAAACGACUCUACAUUGAGAAGCAAGAAGGAAGAAGAUGAAGAAUCAGCGAAAAAUAUGGAAAAAUCAAACUUAACACUUUCAAAGUCAAAACCAGUUUCAAACGACGACCGGCUUGUUACAUGCGAGUCAACAACACAUACCAACAAACAAGACGGUGAAGCAGAAUCAACAAAGCACAACGCAGACAAAGCCGUCAGUUGUAAUUCAACCGCGACCAACGAAGCAUCGAAUCGAGCAGAUUUUCAGCAACAAUUCGACAUUAGUUUUGAUAAAAAUCAUUUCGGUGAACAAAUUAUUAAUGAAGAUUAUCAACUAGAACUUAGCAGUGAAGAUUCCGAGAAUCAAAAAAGCUCUGAGAUUAGAACAAAUCGAGCCAUCUCAACAAGUGAACAUAUUGAUGUGAAACGUGACGAUUUGAAAGCAUUUAACUUAACAAUAACAAAAUUAGAGCAACUCGAAUUAAUCGAGGCAGAUGAAACGAUUCGAAAGGUGAAAAAUGAUCAAUUAGAAUUUCAAAAUAAAGAAACGGAUAUCAGAAAUAUGCCGAUCGUUAAGAAGAAUGAACAGGAGAAUGGAGAGGACAAAGGAAUGUUCAGCGUCUCGCGUGUCAAGAAAGUGGAAUUGCCUGAGAUUUCUCUCUCGAAUGACAUUUGUGCAACACCGGAACAACAAACCGUAACACAAUCAAUUGUGUCGGGAAGUGGUAGCACGAUAAAAUCCAAUGGCAGUGCCACUUCUAGUAAUGGUGGAAAAUUCCUACAACAUAUCAUUGCAUUAACAACAUCAGGAAAAAACGACAGCAAUGUCGGGAAGUCUCCAAAGACACAACAAUCAAACUUUAUGCCUGAUAAAUUGCACUUUUCUGCAUACGAGAAAUUCGAAGGUCAAAUGUUAAUGAAUUGGUUUGGUCAGUCAAUACAAUCAAUAACUGACACAAUGACCAUCACAAUGAGUGAAAAUGAUUUAAACACCUUGACUCUUCAUUAUUGCGCUAACUUGCUGUCGGCUGGCGUUAUUAAACAAUUGGAUUCAAGCUCAUCAAGUGCUGAUACUUUCAAACCUAAUUUAAUGUAUCAAUGGACACGCAAGGAGCCGACAUUAGCGCCAUCAACACCAGGAAAAAUCGAUGCAAGCAUUGUUUGGCCUCAUUCAUCAGACAAGAAAACAAGUCCAAAGUCACGCGAAGGCGAAUCAAAAAUUCCUAAACUAAUGUCAUCAACACCAAAAGCUCGCAUUCAAAUUGUUAGCAGUUUGCUGACAAUGAAUGAUCAAAAAGUUCCCAAUGGAACUGAAGCUGAUAAAAUCAACGAAUUGAAGGCAAAACUUGCAAAAUGUGAAACAAUCCCGGAGAUGUUUUCAAUCAUCAGAAGUUUCAUAAGUGAAUGUACAACUUACAGCAGCAUGCACUCGUCAGAAUCAAGUUCAAAUAGCGGCGUCUUCUCCAACUCAAUACUCAACGGAACUGAAGCGACACUCUUCGAUCAAAAUGCAGACACCACAGUGUUCAGUGUGCUACCAAAUCGUAGAGAAUCUUUGAGUCCAUCGAAAGUUCAAACAACACCGAAAGGAAAGAAUGUGAAAUCAAGAACAACGCCAAGCACUCCGACAGGUUCAACGACACGUUUAGAUCCAAAAAGAUUUCGUCGAAAUAUGUCAGCAGAUUCUGUUAACAACACUUUGACACAAACAAAAUCGGCUGAUGCUGUGAAUGGAAGUGGAUGUAAACGAUGCAUUCAGAUGUUGACAUCGCCAGCUCGAACCAACAUUAAGCGAAUGGUUGAUAAAGCGACGGUUAUGGAUGUUGAGCCAAUAAGUUUAUUAAAAACACCAGAAAUGAUAUCGAUUGAGACACAGACUGACAAAGAAGAGAAAUGUGUUGUUGAUGUUGCUUCGAAUUCGUCUCCGAUAACAAACAUGCCCCCUCCACCUCCACCACCAUGUGCACCGAAACCUCCAGGGCCACCCCCACCACCAAUGCCAGGAAUCGGAUCAAUGCCAUCAUCAUCAAAUCCUCCUCCACCCGCACCUUUCUUAUCUCAUGGGAUGCCAAUGCCACUUCCCCCUCCAAUUGCUUUAAAUUCAGGACCAGGUAAAUCUCAAUCGCAAACUCCAUCAAACACAUCAACGUCGGCAGUUAUUGGAAAGCCCAAACCCUUGCCUUUGCCAGCUUCAGAGUUUUACCUUACGAAUACACUUCGUAAGAAUGCAGUGAAUCCUCCAAAGCCAAUGAAGCCACUUUAUUGGACGAGAAUUGUAGCACCGAUAAAAUCUGUUGACUCAACAGAUGGAAGUGCAACAUCAUCGCCAGACACUCCUGAGGAGAAGGAAAGUGAUGAAGAAGAGUUGUGGAAGGAAAUUGAUGAAACAAAAUUAGACAAUCUUGACGAAUUUACAGAAUUAUUUUCACGACAAGGAGUUGUGCCUAAAGCUAAAGUGACAGUGUCAUUGCCGAAGAUCAAAGCGAUUAAAGUUCUCGACAGUAAACGUUCACAAAAUGUUGGGAUAUUUGUUAGGAGCAUGCACUUUGAUUUUGGUGAGAUUGAACAUGCGAUUUAUCAUUGCGAUACUUCCGUUGUGAGUCUUGAGACACUUCAACACAUCAUGGAAAUUAAAGCAAAUAAUGAAGAACUGACAAUGAUAAAAGAAGCGAUUUCAAGUCAUGCUGAUGGGAAACUUAAAGAUGUUAAAUCGAAGGAUCCAAAAAUUACUCUCCUGCAUUUCAUUGUUAAAACUUGCAUUGAACGUUCUCGUAAGAAUGGAUGUGCAAUUCAUGAUCUCGUCUUACCAAUUCCUGAUCCAAAUGAUGUUGAUAAAAGCUUAGCAAUUGAUUUCGAGGAAUGUAAACAACAAUUAAAUGCUUUGAAAACAAAACUCCAAGAAUGUAAAAAAACUGCUGAGAAAGUAAUUGCUGAGUCUUCAGAAGAUUGCGUGCAACCUUUUAAAGAGAAAAUGGAACAAUUUCAAGAGCUGGCGAUAAAGAAAAUUGAAAAUCGUUUCAUGAAGUUGAGUGAAUGUCAAAUUCUUUUCAUCAAGACGGUAAAAUUCUACAAAUUUACACCAAAGAAGGGGACGAUCGAAGAAACGGCACCAGCACAGUUCUUCGAAUAUUGGAAGUCAUUCACAAGUGACUUUAAUGAUAUCUUUAAGAAGGAACUUAUUAUGCUACAAAAUGAAAUAGCAAAAAAAGCCCGUCGUCAAGUGACAAAACCACAAUCAAGGCCAACAUCAGGUGAAAACAAUUUGAAAGCUCGUAUCAAUCGCUUGAAAAACCGCAACAACUGAAACUUUAUAAAAUUUGAACAUUUUUGUGGUCACGCAAUUUGGUUCGAUGAAAACUUUUUUGUGCUUUUAAAUCAACUCAAAAAUUAUUGUUUUAUCUACAUGUUUUUAAGAACAAAAUCCUGAUGAUUCUUCUCAAUCUUAUUUAAGUACGUUUAGAUUUAGAUUAGUUACCCUCACAACUGAGUUAAAAUCUCAGUUCGCCUUCCAACAGCAACAACAUGAUGUACACGAUAUUUGAAAAGUAAGCGAUUAUCAUCGAUUCCAAGACAGAUCAAAACCAAUAAGAAAAUAUAUUUUGGAAGUAAUUUAUACAGAUAUAAAAAUAAUAAAAGAAAAGUUGUAAACUUUCACACAAUCGUAUCAAUCAAAAAUAUUUAAUUACACGAGCUUAGAUACUUAAUGAAAGAAAAUAAAAUAAAUUGGGAUAGAAAAUA
Messenger RNA from Clunio marinus, 4388 nucleotides. The record is from the annotation of a GenBank genome assembly. NCBI's taxonomy places the organism in Eukaryota, Metazoa, Arthropoda, Insecta, Diptera, Chironomidae.